AUGUCGAGCCUCGGCUCGGCCCACGGGCGAAAAUCGGCGGCGGGACCUAAGCUUGUGGAUUUGCAUGGCAAUCCGCUAGUCAGUCUCACCAAUUUGCAGAAGCAUCAAGCUCAACGAUUCCGUCACCGGCGGGACCGGGGCCGCCUCGACUUUGCACUCUUUAAAAGUCGCUCCAUGCCCUACCCUCCGUCCUCCUCCUCCCUGAUCGCAAAGUGCGGCACGACCAUUACCUGUGUGCUCCGCUCCGUGCCGCUCUGGGUAGUCGUGAUUGUCGUGCUGCUCUUCGGCUUUGCGCGACGGCGCAUCAGCCAGCUUCUCAACAGAUCUGAACCCUUGCCGCCUCCUAAGGAAUAA
This is a messenger RNA of Diaporthe amygdali, 354 nucleotides long. RefSeq lists its product as uncharacterized. Bases 1 to 354 code for a protein of 117 amino acids. Lineage: Eukaryota; Fungi; Ascomycota; Sordariomycetes; Diaporthales; Diaporthaceae. The transcript has a single exon. The record is from RefSeq and is a predicted model, not a curated record.